Messenger RNA from Aspergillus niger, 1248 nucleotides. RefSeq lists its product as uncharacterized. Gene Ontology annotation, cellular component: intracellular anatomical structure. The transcript has a single exon. Lineage: Eukaryota; Fungi; Ascomycota; Eurotiomycetes; Eurotiales; Aspergillaceae. The record is from RefSeq and is a predicted model, not a curated record. Gene Ontology annotation, molecular function: NADPH dehydrogenase activity; NADP binding; FMN binding. The coding region runs from base 1 to 1248 and encodes 415 amino acids.
AUGACCACCCCCCAAACCCCAAUUGACAACCCCCCGGCCAAAGGAAUCUCCUACUACACACCAGCUCAAACCCCACCCGCAGGAACCCAACUAGAGGGCUCAACCAAGCUCUUCACCCCCAUCACCAUCCGCGCCCUCACCCUCCCAAACCGCCUCUUCCUCGCCCCUCUCUGCCAAUACUCCGCAAAAGAUGGCUACGCCACCGACUGGCAUCUCACCCAUCUAGGCGGGAUCCUGCAACGCGGCCCCGGACUCGCAAUCAUGGAAUCAACCGCAGUGCAGAAAGUAGGCCGAAUCACGCCUCAAGAUCUUGGGCUCUACGAAGACGGGCAGAUCGAGCCUCUCAAGCGUAUCACUGAAUUCGCCCACAGUCAGAGCCAGAAGAUUGCCAUCCAAUUAGCUCACGCCAGCCGUAAGGCUAGCGCAGUUGCUCCCUGGCUGAGCGCCAAUGCAAUGGCUGUGAAGGAGGUUGGUGGAUGGCCGGAUGAGAUUGUAGGGCCUUCGGCGAUUGCGCAUGAAGAGGGGGUUAAUUCAGUUCCUCGGGCUUUGAGUGAAGAGGAGGUUAAGGAACUGGUUAAUGAUUUCGGAGAGGCUGCUAAGCGGGCUGUCAGGGCGGGAUUUGAUGCGAUCGAGGUUCAUUCGGCGCAUGGAUACCUUCUGCAUCAGUUUCUGAGUCCUGUUAGUAAUCAUCGAACAGAUCGGUAUGGAGGAAGCUUUGAGAAUCGGAUUAGGGUAUUGCUGGAAGUGUGCGAUGCCAUCAGGGAUGCAAUCCCUGAUACAAUGCCUCUGCUUGUGCGAAUCAGUGCGACGGACUGGUUUGAGUUUGACGAGGGUUUGAAGAAGGAAUUUCCGGAGAGUUGGACGGUUGAGCAAUCUGUUCGGCUUGCUCCUAUUUUGGCUGAUCAUGGGGUCGAUUUGAUCGAUGUCAGUUCAGGUGGGGUUCAUUCCAAGUCUGCAAUUGCUAUUAGACCCGGUCCUGCGUAUCAGGUGCAUUUGGCGCAUGAGGUCAAGCAAGCGGUUGGUGACAGGCUUCUGGUCACGGCUGUUGGAGGGAUCAAGACGGGCAAGCUUGCUGAAGAGGUUGUGCAAUCUGGUAUUGAUGCUGUGCUAGCUGGGCGCUGGUUUCAGCAGAAUCCUGGGCUAGUUCGUGCCUUUGCAAAUGAGUUGGGGGUGAAGGUGAGGAUGGCGACGCAGAUUGAUUGGAGUUUUGAAGGUCGUGGCAAGGGAAGGAAGAACGGAUCUUUGUAG